Chenopodium quinoa (quinoa) is the source of this 1053-nucleotide messenger RNA. Its product is annotated as F-box protein At5g62510-like. Lineage: Eukaryota; Viridiplantae; Streptophyta; Magnoliopsida; Caryophyllales; Amaranthaceae. Gene Ontology annotation, molecular function: protein binding. Bases 1 to 1053 code for a protein of 350 amino acids. The record is from RefSeq and is a predicted model, not a curated record. The transcript has 3 exons.
AUGGCGCUCACCUUACAACGUUGUACUUAUUCAUUUCUGCGGAAAAAAGAUGGGAAUUGCCCCUUCAAUCAAAGAAACGAAAUUGAACAUGAGAGGACAAUUGUUGGUGCAACUGAUGAUAGAGGUGGUUUGCCUAAAGAUUUGUUGAUAGAGAUAUUGUCUAGGCUGCCCGUGACAGACCUGUCGCGAUACAAGUGUGUGUGCAAAUCUUGGUAUUCUCUUAUUUCGUGUUCUGAUUUCAUAUCCAAGUACCUAAAAAACUACUAUCAUAAAGACCAUAGUUGGCAUGGUUGUCUCCUCGCCGUGUAUCCUAAUCCUGUAUGCAUGGCUGCACUUGAUACGUUUCAGUUAUCAAUAGAUGAAACACCUAAAGUAUUUGCAUCUGAGACCAUUGAUCUCAGGCCUAUGGGUACAUCUGACAUUUGUGGUCCUUGUGAUGGCAUAUAUUAUCUAUAUCAAUAUAAUUUUGCUGAACGUGUUUUGUGGAAUCCUGUCACUAAUGAGCUCAAACUCCUCCCUCCAGUAAUCACUAAGCCCAAUUUCCCAAGCAAUUUGACUGACUCUGUUUGCGAAGCUUAUGGUUUGGGAUUUGAUCCGCUCAAUAAAGACUAUAAGGUGGUUGUUAUUAAAUGUUAUUGGCCUGAAGACUAUGAAGCUAAACUGUCACUGUACCUGCAUCCGUCUUUGUCUACUCAUUGCGGACUGAUUCUUGGACUUAUUGUGGAGAUUUAUCCCAAAUUCAUGAGUUUGAAUUGGGAACAAAUCAGUGUUGCAAAUUUCUUGAUGGAAGCUAUUACUGAGAUACAUACACCCAUUUAUGAAAAGCCGGCAUCUAGGAGUCUUGCAAUCUAUCAUAAUUCCGUUGCUUAUCUAACUCUUCAUGAGAUCAACAAGUCUUUUGUUGUAUGGAUGUUGAAUGAGGGGUUGUGGACCAAGAAAUUCAGUAUAGGACCUCUGUCUGGUAUUCGAUGCCCACUUGGUCAUUGGAGGGAUGAUAAUCUUAUAUUGGAUUCUGAUAAUGGUAGGCUAAUCCUAUUCGAUCUUGUCACUUAA